Molecule: messenger RNA, 710 nt
Organism: Dalotia coriaria
Lineage: Eukaryota; Metazoa; Arthropoda; Insecta; Coleoptera; Staphylinidae
Product: mucin-2-like
Exons: 3
Coding region: 35-670 (211 amino acids)
Source: RefSeq, a predicted model, not a curated record
GUGUUUGAGUCUAUUCUGCGAAUAACUUGCAAUAAUGAAGGUCGCUUUUGUUUUGGCAUUGGUAGUGUUCAGCUUGUACACUCCAGAAACUGAUGCUCAAGUACUAUCCGGAUUACUAGAAAGUCGCCGUUACCAUAAAUCAUUCUGUAAACUGAUGGAACCAAUUGCAACCGAAUGGGUAGCUAGUGAAAGCACUGAUGUGGACAUUUGUGGGGCUCUAAAAACCUUUGAUAAAUAUUGCAAGAAACGCCUCUCCAAGAAGAAGAAUUGUAAAGGGAUUCAUACGAGUAAGCCUACACCUACCAUGCCAGGGGCGAUAACAAGUGAAGGACAAGACAUAGAAGUACCAACUGAAACAACAGAGACAACUGAAACAAUCAAACCAACAGAAGCAACAACAAAUGAAGCUGAAACAGAAGAAGUAACUGAAAAUACAUCAACAGAAACUGCAUCAAAUGUAACUGAAUCAGCAGAAAUAACUGAUAAUACACCAACUGAAACGACAACAAAUAUACCUGAAACAGAAGAAGAAACAGACAUGAUAUCAACAGAGAUUGUUUCAAACGCAGCUGAACCAGAAGAAGUAACUGAUAACACAUCAACAGAAACAUCAACUAACUGGAAUUUUGAUUUGGAAGGGGAAGACAAUUCGGCAGAAAAUGAGUUGUAAUUGAAAGUAUACACUAAAUAAAUAUUAUUUCUGAAGAUAA